CUGGCGGUUGUGUGCAAAAUCGUGAACAGCUGUCGUCCGUGUGGCCUGUGUCAAUUCUUGGCAGGGGUUAUCCUGCGUGUCUACGUGAACGUGUUAGGCCUGUUCUCCUCCGGAUUGCGGUACUGACGCUUGACUGAGCUGUUCAGCGAAAGCUGUCUUUGCGGUCGCGACGAUUUACGUGUGAUCUAGGCAACGACACGACAGCAUCAUGGCGUUCGCCGGGCUCAAGAAGCAAAUCAACAAAGCGAAUCAGUACAUGACAGAGAAGAUGGGCGGAGCGGAGGGAACAAAGCUCGACGUUGAUUUCGUGGAUAUGGAGAGGAAAACAGACGUCACGUACGAACUUGUGGAGGAGCUACAGAUGAAGACGAAGGAGUUCCUUCAACCAAACCCGACAGCAAGAGCGAAGAUGGCUGCAGUCAAAGGUAUCAGCAAGCUCAGCGGUCAGGCAAAGGCGUCCACUUAUCCUCAGCCGGAAGGUGUACUUGGCGAUUGCAUGCUCACUUAUGGCAAGAAAAUGGGCGAAGACAGCAUUUUUGCCCAGGCUCUUAUUGAAAUGGGCGAAGCCAUGAAGCAGAUGGCAGACGUGAAGUAUUCUCUGGACGAUAACAUCAAGCAAAACUUCCUCGAGCCGUUGCACCAUCUGCAGAUCAAAGAUCUCAAAGAAGUGAUGCACCAUCGGAAGAAACUGCAAGGCCGUAGAUUGGACUUUGAUUGCAAGCGAAGACGCCAAGCAAAAGCGACUGGAAAAAGAUCCGUCAGUCCGCAUUUUGGAAGUCCUGCGCGAUUGGGCAUCUCGUCGCCAUAUACUGGUUCUCACGUUUCAGACGACGAGAUUCGUCAAGCUGAAGAGAAGUUCGAGGAGAGUCUCCAUUUGGCACAGAUGGGCAUGUUCAAUUUGCUGGCGAACGACAUCGAGCAAGUAGCACAAUUGGCAACUUUCAGCGAGGCUCUUCUUGAAUAUCAUCAACAAUGCACUGAGGUCCUCAGGGGAUUGACGGAAACACUCUUGGAAAAGAAAGAAGAGGCCGUACACAGACCAAAGAUGGAAUUUGUGCCGAAGACACUGGCGGAUCUGCAUGUGGAUAGUGGAUUGCCGUCGGACCAUAUGAACGGGGCAAGUCGGGCCGGCUCUCCGAUUCAUGCGGACGGGAAGCGCUCGCAGCUCGAGCUAUUUCCGGCCGGAAACCCGCCACAAUCUACCAAUGCUUCACCCUUGCCCUCGCCGAGCAAAUCACCAGCGAGAACGCCGAUGACACAGAGAUCGCCGUGCUGCACAGCUCUGUACGACUUCGAGCCCGAGAAUCCUGGGGAACUUGGAUUUAAGGAAAACGACACGAUCACCUUGACCCAAAAGAUCGACGAGAAUUGGUUUGAGGGCAGUCUGGACGGUCGUACCGGUUACUUUCCUGUGACCUAUGUGCAGGUCGUAGUGCCAUUACCCUAAGAGGACGCCGCGCAUCUCGAAGCCAAAGACCCAGCGUAUUCGUUCACUAGCGUCUACCAUUACAGGAUUACUCUGCUCUCCAGCUAGCCUAAAACCUAGACGACCUUUCGACGACCUAUCUUUAUCUAUCUAUUGUCACUUACGUUGCGAUUUCCAGCUUACGCCCAAGACACGAUCCCGAGUUUCUCUAGACUUUUCUCCGCGUCCUCUACACAGAGACCCCUUUCCCCCUCCCUGCAGACCCAAGAAUAGACCUCUGUUACGCAUGUUAAUGUACAUAUAUAAUGUUAUAGUGUAUUUUAUCGACGUAAGGACCUUCGCGCGCGCAGAGAUAUACACAAUACACACAAAUGCAUACCCAGGAAGUACGUGCAUAGAUACAUAUAGACGUAUUAUUACAUACAUAUACAGAACACA
Molecule: messenger RNA, 1864 nt
Organism: Trachymyrmex septentrionalis
Lineage: Eukaryota; Metazoa; Arthropoda; Insecta; Hymenoptera; Formicidae
Gene: EndoA
Product: endophilin-A
Exons: 13
Coding region: 209-1447 (412 amino acids)
Biological process (GO): synaptic vesicle uncoating
Cellular component (GO): glutamatergic synapse; cytoplasm; presynapse
Molecular function (GO): protein binding
Source: RefSeq, a predicted model, not a curated record